Molecule: messenger RNA, 468 nt
Organism: Diceros bicornis minor
Lineage: Eukaryota; Metazoa; Chordata; Mammalia; Perissodactyla; Rhinocerotidae
Gene: IL17A
Product: interleukin 17A
Exons: 3
Coding region: 1-468 (155 amino acids)
Biological process (GO): inflammatory response
Cellular component (GO): extracellular region
Molecular function (GO): cytokine activity
Source: RefSeq, a predicted model, not a curated record
AUGACUCCUCUGAGAACUUCAUCCGUGUUCCAGUCACUGCUGCUGCUGCUGAGUCUGGUGGCUAUAGUGAAGGCAGGACUAGCAAUCCCACAAAGUCCACUUUGCCCAGAUACUGAGGACAAGGACUUCCCUCAGAAUGUGAAGAUCAACCUAAACAUCCUUAACCGGAAAACAAAUUCCAGAAGGCCCUCAGAUUAUCACAAACGCUCCACCUCACCUUGGGAUCUCCACCGUAAUGAGGACCCUGAGAGAUACCCCUCUGUGAUCUGGGAGGCGAAGUGCCGCCACCUGGGCUGUGUCAACGCUGAAGGGAAGGUAGACGUCCACAUGAACUCCGUCCCCAUCCAGCAAGAGAUCUUGGUCCUGCGCAGGGAGUCUCAGAACUGCCCCCACUCCUUCCGGCUGGAGAAGAUGCUGGUACACGUGGGCUGCACCUGCGUCACCCCCAUUGUCCGCCACCUGCCUUAA